Messenger RNA from Manis javanica (Malayan pangolin), 4830 nucleotides. RefSeq names its product tight junction protein 2 (gene TJP2). NCBI's taxonomy places the organism in Eukaryota, Metazoa, Chordata, Mammalia, Pholidota, Manidae. Gene Ontology annotation, biological process: establishment of endothelial intestinal barrier; cell-cell junction organization; cell-cell adhesion. The record is from RefSeq and is a predicted model, not a curated record. Gene Ontology annotation, cellular component: plasma membrane; bicellular tight junction. Gene Ontology annotation, molecular function: cell adhesion molecule binding.
GCCGAGCUUGUCACGUGCUGGGCGUUGUCUGUUUUAAAGGGCUGCAUUGCAAGGUUCUUCUAUAGGGAAUUUAGUCAAAACUGAGUUGGAAAUCUUUAUGUUGGAUAAAGGCCACUGAAUUCCAGGCAUUCUUCGAGCUUGAGAAUGGUAUUUCAAGAUUGUUCUGAAGUCUGCGGUAAGGACUUUUCUACAAGAAACCGCCUCUGCCUGCUAUCCUUAUCGUUUGUGACGGCUUCCUUGUCCCGGAGGUGGAGGUACUCCGGAGACACCUCUUCAGGCAGACCUUGCCAAGUUUCCCAACGCUUUUUAAUUAAUGGUGGUUGGUAGGGGUCGAGGUGCCACGUUAUUAUCAUCUCCCUGUGAGUGGGAUUGGCACCCCAGCUGUCCCUCCCGGCACAAGUACUCCACGAAGCACAGACUUGUGUUUGUGGACAGCCUGCUUGACCAGGCCCCAGGCAUGGAAGAACUGAUAUGGGAACAGUACACUGUGACCCUACAGAAGGAUUCCAAAAGAGGAUUUGGAAUUGCGGUGUCUGGAGGCAGGGACAACCCCCAUUUUGAAAAUGGAGAAACAUCAAUUGUCAUUUCUGACGUGCUCCCGGGUGGACCCGCUGAUGGGCUGCUUCAGGAAAAUGACAGGGUGGUCAUGGUUAACGGCACCCCCAUGGAGGAUGUGCUCCAUUCAUUUGCUGUUCAGCAGCUGAGAAAAAGUGGAAAGAUUGCUGCCAUUGUGGUCAAGAGGCCCCGGAAGGUCCAGCUGGCCCCACCCCAGGGCAGCCCUCCAGAUGAGGGUGACCGGGCUUUCAACGUGAUGGAUGAGUUUGAUGGCAGAAGUGCCCGCAGCGGGUACAGUGAGAGGAGCCGGCACAGCGGCCAUGGGGGCCACAGCCACAGCUGGGAGGACAGCCCCGAGAGGGGGCGGCCCCAUGACCGGGCUUGGAGUCGGGAGCGGGACCCGGGCCGCGGCCGGAGCCUGGAGCGGGGCCUGGACCAUGACGACUAUGGGCGAGCCCGCGAGCGCAGCCGUGGCCGGAGCCUAGAGCGGGGCCUGGACCAUGACAACUACGGGCGAGCCCGUGAGCGCAGCCGUGGCGGGAGCCUGGAGCGGGACCUGGGCCACGAUGACUACGGGCGAGCCUGCGAGCGCAGCCGCGGUCCGAGCAUUGACCGGGCCUACAGCCCGGAGGUGGAGUAUAGCCGCAGGGCCCAGCCCACCAACCAGUACGAGGUGUCCCGGAGCCGCAGCCGUGAGCACCUCCAGUCCCGCAGCCCCAGCCCCGAGCUGAGGGGGCGAACAGACCAACCAGACUUGGAUAGGCCCAUUGGGGUCCUUCUGAUGAAAAGCAAAGCAAAUGAAGAGUAUGGUCUCCGACUCGGGAGUCAAAUCUUCAUAAAGGAAAUGACCAGAACCGGUCUGGCAACUAAAGAUGGCAACUUGCACGAAGGAGACAUAAUUCUCAAGAUAAAUGGAACUGUAACUGAGAACAUGUCUUUAAUGGAUGCUCGAAAACUAAUAGAGAAGUCAAGAGGAAAACUCCAGCUAGUGGUGUUGAGAGACAGCAGGCAGACACUCAUCAACAUCCCAUCAUUAAAUGACAGCGACUCAGAAGUAGAAGAUAUCUCAGAAAUAGAAUCAAACCGAUCAUUUUCUCCAGAGGAGAGACGGCAGCAAUAUUCUGAUUAUGAUUAUCAUUCCUCAAAUGAGAAGCUGAAGGAAAGGCCAAAUUCAAGAGAGGACUCGUCGAGCAGAUGGUCUAGGAUGGGCGCCAUACCCACUCCCUUUAAGCCCACUGGGGAUAUCACAGCGGCAGUUGGCUCAGAGACCAGCAAGGAACCUGGGUAUCAAGAGAAAUCCCCAGCUCCUCAACCAAGGGCAGCUCCAAGAACUUUUCUUCGUCCUAGUCCUGAAGAUGAAGCCAUCUAUGGCCCCAAUACCAAAAUGGUGAGAUUCACAAAGGGAGACAGCGUGGGCCUCCGGCUGGCCGGCGGCAAUGACGUUGGGAUAUUUGUGGCUGGCAUUCAAGAGGGUACCUCAGCGGAGCAAGAAGGCCUUCAAGAAGGGGACCAGAUUCUGAAGGUGAACACACAGGAUUUCAGAGGGCUGGUUCGGGAAGAUGCUGUUCUCUACCUGUUAGAAAUCCCCAAAGGUGAAAUGGUGACCAUAUUAGCUCAGAGCCGAGCUGAUGUGUACAGAGACAUACUGGCUUGUGGCAGAGGGGAUUCAUUUUUUAUAAGAAGCCACUUUGAAUGUGAGAAGGAAACUCCGCAGAGCCUGGCCUUCACCAGGGGGGAGGUCUUCCGAGUGGUAGAUACACUGUAUGAUGGCAAGCUGGGCCACUGGUUGGCUGUGAGGAUCGGCAAUGAAUUGGAGAAAGGUUUAAUCCCCAACAAAAGCAGAGCUGAACAAAUGGCCAGUGUUCAGAAUGCCCAGAGAGACAACGCUGGGGACAGGGCAGAUUUCUGGAGAAUGCGUGGCCAGAGAUCCGGCAUGAAGAAGAACUUAAGGAAGAGUCGGGAAGACUUAACUGCCGCCGUGUCAGUUAGCACCAAGUUCCCAGCUUAUGAGAGGGUUUUAUUGCGAGAAGCUGGUUUCAAGAGACCUAUAGUCUUAUUUGGUCCCAUAGCAGAUAUAGCACUGGAAAAGUUGGCAAAUGAGUUACCUGACCUUUUCCAAACUGCUAAAACAGAACCAAAAGAUGCAGGAUCUGAGAAAUCCAGUGGAGUGGUACGGUUAAAUACUGUGAGGCAAAUUAUUGAGCAGGAUAAACAUGCACUGUUGGAUGUGACUCCCAAAGCUGUGGACUUGUUGAAUUAUACUCAGUGGUUCCCGAUUGUGAUUUUUUUCAACCCAGACUCUAGACAAGGUGUCAAAACCAUGAGACAGAGGUUGAAUCCAACAUCUAACAAAAGUUCUCGAAAGCUAUAUGAUCAAGCCAACAAACUGAAAAAAAGUUGUGCACAUCUUUUUACAGCUACAAUCAAUCUAAAUUCAGCCAUUGAUAGUUGGUUUGGCAACUUGAAGGACACAAUUCAGCAUCAGCAAGGAGAAGCAGUUUGGGUCUCCGAAGGAAAGAUGGAAGGGUUGGAUGAUGACCCUGAAGACCGCAUGUCCUACUUAACUGCCAUGGGCGCAGACUAUCUGAGUUGCGACAGCCGCCUCAUCAGUGACUUUGAAGACACGGAUGGUGAAGGAGGCGCCUACACUGACAAUGAGCUGGAUGAGCCAGCUGAGGAACCGCUGGUGUCUUCCAUCACCCGCUCCUCGGAGCCGGUGCAGCAUGAGGAGAGCAUAAGGAAACCCAGCCCAGAGCCACGAGCUCAGCUGAGGAGGGCUACUAGCAGAGAUCAACUUAGGGACAAUAGCCCACCCCCUGCAUUCAAGCCAGAGCCGCCCAAGGCAAAAACCCAGAAUAGAGAGGAAUCCUUUGAGUUCUCCAGAUCCUACGAAUACAAGUCAAACCCUUCAGCUGUUGCUGGUAAUGAAAAUCUCGGGGCAUCUGCCAAAGGUUGUCCUCCUCCUGUUGCAGUAAAACCUACCUUUGGACGGUCUAUACUGAAGCCCUCCACUCCUGUCCCUCCCCCGGAGAGUGAGGAGGUGGGAGAGGUGAGUGAGGAGCAAAAUAACAGUCCCAAGUCUGUCCUGGGAAAAGUGAAAAUAUUUGAGAAGAUGGAUCAUAAGGCAAGAUUACAGAGAAUGCAAGAGCUCCAAGAAGCACAGAAUGCAAGGAUUGAAAUUGCUCAGAAGCAUCCUGAUAUCUAUGCUGUACCAAUCAAGACACACAAGCCAGACCCUGGCCUACCCCAGUACUCAAGUUCCAGGCCCCCUGAGCCACAGAAAGGUCCUCUGAGACUUCAUCAGGAUCCCAGAGGGAGUUAUGACAGUGAUGCCGAGGAGGAAGAAUACCGCCAGCAGCUGUCAGAACACUCCAAACGCGGUUAUUACGGCCAGCCUUCCCGAUACCGAGACACAGAACUAUAGGAGCCUGAGAACUGACACUCCGUGCCCGCUGCUGCCACCUCAGAGCAACACUCCUGUGGAGCCACGGGGUUUUGUUAAAUAAAUUGUUAAUCGGUUCUUUUCUAGUUGGAAUGUACUAUGGGGAUAGAGCAGGACCUGAGUGAGCUCCUGUUUCUUCACGGGGAACUUGAGGCAGCCAGUGCAAAUUAAGACCUGAAGGCUGUAUCUGCGGGUCUGAGGAUUUGAUGGCUUUUUGCUCAGAAUUAAAGAGAAAACAAACACUACAGUCUGACACUGUUACCUGCUUCAGUGGACCAAAACCUGUAUUAAUUCUGUUUGCAUAUUUUUAACAAUGUAUAUUAAGAAAUAGUAACUAUUUUUUCUCCUUAAUAGCUGUUUUCAAGGACUGUUUGAAUGAGAGAAUGUUAAAAAAGGAAUAAAAAUACUGUUGGGCUCAAACUAAUUUCAAGUAAGUAUUUUGUUACAACUCUAAGUGCCUUUGAUAAGAAGUGUCUUAAAUUUUCUUCCUAUGAAGCUUUAUGCAAAACCAUAAUGGACUAAAACUUUUUGACUAAAUUUUUAUACCAGUUUAAUAGCUAUAAUUUUCUCUGUACUGUGUCAUCUUUUCAAGGUAUUUGUUGUUAUAAUAUUUUCCAUAAAUUUUGACUGGAUAUGUAAUAGCUAUACCUGGUAGUUUGGCUACCAGUGAUAAAUAGCUUGAAGACCAAGAAAUUGGUAUAGAAAUUUUUUUGUGUUUAAAAUCACAUGCUCCACAAAAGCAGAUACUUGAGAAAAACAUUCUAUUUCCAAAAGUGUGUGUAUUGACAAGAGUCAGUUUUAUAAUUUAAUAAAAAGGAGGACAUUGCACUCAA